Rotaria sp. Silwood2 is the source of this 1932-nucleotide messenger RNA. Lineage: Eukaryota; Metazoa; Rotifera; Eurotatoria; Philodinida; Philodinidae. The record is from the annotation of a GenBank genome assembly.
AUGGAACCAACAUUAUGUUUUCGUUUAUGUGAUACACCCGUAAUUUAUUUACAAAAUGCAGUAUGUCGUUGUUCAGGUGGUAGUCUUAUGCAUUAUAAGCGGCAAAAUGAUUAUCUUUGUAAAACACCAUGUGCAAAGCCAAUUGAUCAUUCAGUAAAAACACUUAAUACAUGUGGUGGUUCCUUAACAUAUUCAGCUUAUGUUCAAGAAAAAUAUUUUAUUCAACAUGGACAUUUGUUUGAUUAUCAAAUUCAUUUUGCUUCAUGUGAAUUAUGGGCAAACUCCGAUGUUUACGAUGCGUCUGAAGUUCGAUUAAAUGAUAUUAUUGAACGAUCAUUUUUAAAUAAAUUAGAACAAUGUACAGCUGCAUGUUUAGAUCAAAAUGCAACAACAAAAUUCAUAGCGUUCAAUGGUGAUAGUGACAACUGUUUAUGUAUAAUAUCAUUGAAAGCUAGUAAAAUCUUCGAUCGAACACAUUAUAUAAAAGUAUUACCAAAUAGUUUAUGUGAUCGUUAUUGUAAAAAUACAUUUGAAGGUUCAUCAAGUGACUUUAAAUUUCAAUGUGGUUCAUUAACAAAUCCUCAAACAUGGGCUAUAUAUGGAUUGAGUGAAAUAUGUCCAAUAAAUUUUAUUUAUAUAAAAGAAUUAAAAAAAUGUAUAUAUGCAUAUAAACAUUUUUGGAAUUCAUGUACACCAACAUCAAUUAGUUUUACUUUUGAUGGAAGUAUAACAUGGAAUAAUUUAUUAAAAAUAAUUAAUAAAUUACAAUUGAAUGAGUCAAGCGUAACUAUUGAUUUUGAUGAAAGUGUUGUUAUUGAUCGUUCAUGGAAAUGUCCAAGUGCAUUAUCAACAACAACAAUAUCAUCUUUAAUAUGGACAUCUUAUCUUUCACGUUCACGUUCAAGCUUAUAUGGUUGGAAUUCAAAUAGACGUUAUAUUUUAGAAAACGGAUGUUUACUUGAAACCUCAUAUUCAUCAUAUUCACAUCGAUAUUCAUAUCGUUUAUGUGUAACAGAUCCAGUCAAUAGAUAUUCUAUAACAGAUAAUGAAGAUAAUACUGGAACGUAUAUUGCUGCUGUAAAUCCACAAAUAAAAUAUUGUCCAACAAAUUGGUUUGAUUUAAAUGGACGUUGUUAUCGUGUUUCAAACGAACGUAAAACAAUUGAACAAGCACAGAAUAGUUGUAUUAAUGUAUCAACAACUGAAUCAACUACAGUUGGUCAACCUCGUAUACGGUUAAUGGAUAGUUCUGAUCAUAUAAUUGUUGACAAUGAUUUAAAUGAUUCACCAAAAGGUGAAAUUGUUGAAUAUAUAUCAGAAUGGCAAGCUAGACUUGGAUUUUUUCUUCUUGAUACUGAUAAUGAUGAUGGAACUGUAGAUACAAUAACAUCAUUACAUAAUCUUUAUUAUGAUAAUGCUUUAUCAUCAUCGGAUAUUGAGGAGACUACUAAUCUUGAUCAUAGACCAAAAAAUGAAUUUCAAUUAAUGAAUUCAAAUAAUACAUGUAUGGUUAUAAUACGUUCAGUAACUGAAACAGAAGAAAAAUCAAUCAUUAAAAAUACUUCUAUGAAUGAUUGUUCUAAACCAAGACAUGUUUUAUGUGAAACAAAUACAUUAGUUGUUCAAAACAAUCAAUAUGGUUGUUUUAAUAAACCAAAUAUACUUGAUUUACCAGUAUUAAUAUCAAAUCAUUUAACACAUGAAUUAUGUUUAUCAUUAUGUAAAGAAUUACAAACAAAAUUAGCUAUUCUACAUAUUAACAAAUGUUAUUGUUUAGAUGGUGCUACCCCAAAUUUAUUAAAUAUAACAACAGAUUUUGAAAAAUUUCGACAAAAAAGUUGUGGAAAUGUUUGUCCAGGUAUGUAUUAUUUAGUUAUUCGAAACAGUCAUCAAAUAAAAUAUCAUAAAGAUCUAAUUUAUAAUAAAUACUAA